AUGGAAUCUUAUAGAUUCGAAUCUGGGUUUUGUCAUCUUCCUCUUGGGAAUUUCGUCGAACGGAUUAAAGACGCUUGUCAUUUCCUCGUCUCCGCUGUUCUGGGCACGAUCAUCUCCGCGAUCUUGACCUUCUUCUUCGCUCUAGUGGGAACGUUGCUAGGAGCACUCACGGGAGCCUUGAUAGGCCAAGAGACGGAGAGCGGUUUCAUCAGAGGAGCAGCCAUUGGAGCCAUUUCAGGAGCUGUUUUCUCAAUCGAGGUCUUCGAGUCGUCGCUAGAUCUCUGGAAAUCCGAUGAGUCGGGCUUCGGAUGCCUUCUCUACUUGAUUGAUGUGAUUGUUAGUCUUGUAAGCGGGAGGCUCGUACGGGAGCGAAUAGGACCUGCAAUGCUAAGUGCGGUGCAAAGCCAAAUGGGAGCUUUGGAUGCAUCAUUCGAUGACCUCUCGAGUCUGUUCGAGACAGGAGGCUCAAAGGGAUUAACAGGAGACUUGGUUGACAAAAUCCCAAAGAUGACUAUCACUGGAAACCAUAACGCAGAUGCUUCCGACAACAGAGGAGACUCAUGCUCUGUUUGUCUUCAGGAUUUCCAGCUUGGUGAAACAGUAAGAAGCUUGCCUCAUUGUCACCACAUGUUUCACUUACCUUGUAUCGACAAUUGGCUCCUCAGACACGGUUCUUGCCCGAUGUGUAGACGUGACCUCUAA
Messenger RNA from Microthlaspi erraticum, 702 nucleotides. The record is from the annotation of a GenBank genome assembly. NCBI's taxonomy places the organism in Eukaryota, Viridiplantae, Streptophyta, Magnoliopsida, Brassicales, Brassicaceae.